UCUACCCGCUCUCUUGCAUUAUUCACGUCACAUAACAUAAACCCUCCUCACUGCAACCACCGCCACGACGACAUUCAGCUCCGCCCUGACCACCACCACCACCACCACCACCACCACCGAAUUCCUUCCCUCUCUCUCAUAUACUCUCUCUCUCUCUCUCUCUCUCUCUCUCUUUGUGACCACAUAAAUUUGUGUUCAACUCGUGUAGAACAUGGCUCAUACAACUGAGGGUGCAUCGGAGAGUGUGGAGGUGGUUCGGUUCAGUUUCAUGACAGAUGAGGAGGUCAAGAGUCACAGUGUUGUGAAAGUCACAAACCCUAUUUUGCUCGACAACAUCGGGAGGCCUAUCCCUGGAGGGCUGUAUGAUCUAGCAAUGGGGCCAUUAGAUGAACAAUCACCCUGCAAAACAUGUGGCCAGCGUUCGUUUCAUUGCCCAGGUCAUUGUGGACAUAUUGAUCUUAUUACAUCAGUCUACAAUCCAUUGAUGUUUGAUAUGCUCCAUUAUCUUUUACAAAGAACCUGUUUCUUUUGCCUACAUUUUAGGGCAAGCAGAAGCCAGGUUGAAAAAUGUGCUCUUCAAUUAGAACUCAUAGCAAAGGGUGACAUUGUUGGUGCCAAAAGGUUAGAUUCACUCUCAUCUAGUGAAUCAAUCGAUCCAGGGGCUAGUGAGCAUGGGAAACAAGGAUGGACCUCUGUUCAAUUUACGGAAGCGAUGUCUGUCUUGAAUAAAUUUCUGAAGCCAAACUUUGUGGCGUGCAAGAACUGCAAUGCCAAAAAUCCUAAGAUCAGUAAACCUACUUUUGGAUGGUUUCAUAUGGGUGGUUUAUCUGCUGCCAACACUAGAGCAAACAUCAUUAGGGGUUGCAAGUUGGGAGGCCCACGCAGUGGUGAAAAUGAGGAGAAUGCUUCUCCCGAGGUGGUAAAUGUUGAUGACUGCCCAUUGGGAAGUGAUCUUGACACAGCUGAAACUGAUUCAUUAAAGGAAGCCGUAAACGGAAUUGAAGAUUCUAGGCGAGAAAGGCAUGGAAGAAAAAAAGGGGAGCGUGUGUCUCGUGAGUUCUCUAAGCAGAAAAAUUUCUUUUCGGGGACUCUCUUACCAUCUGAGGUUAAAGACAUUGUAAAGCUUCUGUGGGAAAAUGAGGCUCACCUAUGCACUUUUAUCUGUGAUAUUCAGCGUGAGCAAUGCAAUACAUCUGGAAAUAGAGUUGGUUACUCUAUGUUCUUUUUAGAGACCAUUCUUGUGCCCCCAAUCAAAUUCCGUCCUGCGGCCAAGAGUGGUGAUUCUGUGAUGGAACAUCCUCAAACUGUUCUACUCAGUGACGUGCUGCAGUCCAAUAUAGCUUUGGGAAAUGCUUAUGUUAACAACUCUGAACGCUCAAAGAUUGUUAACCGAUGGAUGGAUCUUCAGCAGUCCGUAAAUAUUUUGUUUGAUGGCAAGAAUACCAUGCGUCAAGGCAAAAGAGAGCUUGCUCCUGGAAUAUGUCAAUUGCUGGAUAAAAAGGAGGGAAUCUUCCGCCAGAAAAUGAUGGGGAAGAGGGUUAAUUUUGCAUGCCGAUCUGUUAUAUCUCCAGAUCCUUAUUUGGCAGUAAACGAAAUUGGGAUUCCUCCAUAUUUCGCAUUAAGAUUGACCUAUCCAGAGAGGUUGACACCUUGGAAUGUUGUCAAUUUGAGAGAUGCUAUUGUUAAUGGCUCUGAAAUUUAUCCUGGAGCUACUCAUUAUGUUGAUAAAUUGUCUACUGUGAAACUGCCGCCAAGCAAGAAAAUGCGUCUUUCAAUUUCAAGAAAAUUACCUUCUUCUAGAGGGGUGGUUACACAGUAUGGGAAGAGUUGUGAUUAUGAAUUUGAAGGCAAAAUUGUGUAUCGGCACUUGCGGGAUGGAGAUGUUGUUCUUGUCAAUCGUCAGCCUACGCUUCACAAGCCAAGUAUUAUGGCACAUGUAGUUCGCGUAUUAAAAGGGGAGAAAACUCUUCGUAUGCAUUAUGCCAAUUGCAGUACCUAUAAUGCUGAUUUUGAUGGUGAUGAAAUAAAUGUUCAUCUACCUCAAGACGAAAUUUCCCGUGCUGAAGCUUAUAAUAUUGUGAAUGCUAAUCAUCAAUAUAUUGUUCCAACAAGGGGUGAUACUGUCAGAGGUUUGAUCCAGGAUCAUAUUGUAAGUGCUGUGAUUCUCACAAUGAAGGAUACAUUUCUAACGCAUGAUCAGUUCAAUCAGCUCCUCUAUGGUUCUGGUGUGUUUGCUGCUGGGUGUGGUUCAUCUUUUGCCAAACCCUGCCAGAAAAUUUCUACAGUAGAUUCUGAAGCUCUGAUGCAGCCUGUUUUGCCUGCAAUAUGGAAACCAAAGCCACUUUGGACUGGGAAACAGGUCAUUACUGCUCUUCUAAAUCAUUUGACUAGAGAUUACACACCAUUUACUGUUGAAAAAGAUGGGAAGAUUCCGUCGUCUUAUUUUGGCAGUCAGGCUAAUCAGAAGCAUCCUAGCAAAGGUAGGAAAAAUGAAGAAAGUGGUGAACAUAUGUUGUUAAUUUGGAAGAAUGAACUCGUGCAUGGUGUGAUUGACAAGGCUCAGUUUGGCAAGUAUGGGUUGGUUCAUACUGUGCAGGAGCUCUAUGGCUCAAACACAGCAGGCAUUCUGCUUUCUGCUCUCAGUCGCUUGUUUACUGUGUUUUUACAGAUUCAUGGGUUCACAUGUGGGGUCGAUGACCUUAUGAUAUUAGCAGAUCAUGACGAGGAAAGGAAGAAGAAACUUGAUGGUGAAGAUGUUGGUGAAGAAGUUCAUUGUGAUUUCUUUAAGUUCAAGCCUGGUACAAUAGGCCCAAUGAAACUGCAAUUGGAAAUUGAGAAAGCUAUACACAAUAGUGGACAAUCUGCCACAGCAUCCAUGGAUUUGAAGAUGAAGAAUAGGCUCCAUGAGAAGACUUCCGAUAUCAACAAAGAUUUGUUGGUUAAAGGAUUAUUAAAACCCUUUCCAAAGAACUGCAUUUCUCUUAUGACUAUUAGUGGGGCUAAAGGUAGUACGGUUAAUUUCCAACAAAUUUCCUCUUGUCUGGGCCAACAAGAGUUAGAAGGAAAACGAGUACCUCGAAUGGUUUCUGGAAAAACCCUGCCCUGUUUUCCUCCAUGGCAUUUUUCAUCUCGAGCUGGAGGUUUUAUUUCUGAUCGUUUCCUUACUGGUCUUCGUCCUCAGGAAUAUUACUUUCACUGCAUGGCCGGUCGGGAAGGGUUAGUUGAUACAGCCGUUAAAACAUCUCGUAGUGGAUACCUGCAAAGAUGCCUGGUAAAAAACAUGGAAUGCCUGAAAGUUUGUUAUGAUUAUACUGUCCGUGAUGCAGAUGGUUCGAUCAUUCAAUUUACUUAUGGAGAAGAUGGUGUUGAUGUACACCAGACGAGCUUUAUUGCCAAAUUUGGGGCACUGGCAGCGAAUCAGGCAAUUAUUGGUCAAAAAUUUCAUCAACAGCUUGAAUUCAAUAAUUACAUUACGGAAUUGCCUGAAGGUCUCACAAAAAAAGUGCAAACGUACAUUGAGGAACUGAAGAUCAAAGAUGGAUCUGUAGAAUUGAAGGAACGAGAGGAACUACUUAAGUUGGUCAGGCAAAAAUACAUAUCAAGUCUUGCACACUCGGGAGAACCAGUUGGGGUAAUUGCUGCUCAAUCUGUAGGUGAACCAUCAACACAGAUGACGCUAAACACAUUCCAUCUUGCUGGGCGUGGAGAAAUGAAUGUGACACUUGGAAUUCCACGUUUACAAGAGAUCUUGAUGACUGCUUCAAAUGAUAUUAAGACUCCUAUAAUGACAUGCCCAUUGCUAGAGGGGAGGUUGAAGAAGGAUGCUGAGCGCCUUGUGAGAAAAAUCAAGAAGGUCACUGUAGCAGACAUAAUAGAGAGCAUGGAAGAAAGUGUUUUGCCAGUAUCCAUUAAUAAUAACCAGAUAUCCAGAAUUUAUAAGCUUAAGAUGAAGCUCUGUGAAUCUCAACUGUUUUCAAUUGAAGACUAUGAGGAAACCAUGGGAGUUUUGUUUAUGAGACAAUUGGAAGAUGCAAUACAAAGUCAUUUGUUGUUGCUCUCUAGAAUUAAUGGCAUCAAAAACUUCAUGCCAGAUUCACGAUCGAUGGCAUCAGAUGAGAUAGAUGAGGAUGCUUCUAGCAACAGACUACAAGGGGAAGAAAAUGAUGAUGAUCAUGAUGAUGAUGAAGGGGCUGAUGAUCUAGGUUCGGAUGUGCAAAAAAGAAAACAGCAAGCUGCAGAUGAGAUGGAUUAUGAAGAUGGUUCUGAGGAUGAGCCCAAUGAAGGGGAGACAAUGGCUGGACUUGAAAAAGAAACUGAUCAGGCUGAAGAUGAAGAGGAGGUUUGGGAGGAUGAUGAAAUUGAGAUAUUUGACAAUGAAGAUGAAGCCUCUGAAAUGCCAGUUCCCUCCGAACCUAAAUCAAGUGACAAGAAAGGCAAAUCAAAGUUGAAAAGUAAGAGUAAAGUCAAAGCAAAACUGGUCAAAAAGGACUUUGAUAAGGCAAUAUUCAUUGCAGCUGAAGGAUUGGACUUUGAGGUCCAUUUCAGGUUUAGCGAUGAGCCCCAUAUUUUGCUGGGUCAGAUUGCUCAGAGGACUGCCAAGAAGGUUCAUAUUAAGAGCUCUGGGAAGCUUGAUAUGUGUCAAGCAAUUAAGUCUGCUACAAAUGAUCAAGUUCUUUGGAAAUCCAAGGAUGACAAAAAAAAGGAUGAUCCAGAUUCCCUUGCAGCAAAGAAAGAUGACAAGGAUGAACUUGGUCCGUGGGCUCUGAAGACAGCCGGAGUGAAUUUUACUGCACUUUGGGAAAUGCAAGAUGACAUUGAUGUUACACGUAUAUAUUCCAACAACAUCCAUGCUAUUCUAAGUACAUAUGGAGUGGAAGCUGCCAGGGAAACCAUCCUAAGGGAGGUGAAGCAUGUUUUCCAAAUUUAUGGAGUGGAAAUUGAUUAUCGGCACCUAAGUCUAAUUGCUGAAUUUAUGACCCACUCGGGUGGGUACCGACCAAUGAGCAGACAUGGGGGCAUAGCGGAGUCGAUAUCACCACUUCUUAAAAUGUCUUUUGAAACUGCUUCCAAGUUCAUUGUUGAAGCAGCAUCUCAUGGAAUGUCAGAUAACUUGGAGACGCCAUCUUCAAGGAUCUGUCUUGGCUUGCCAGUGAAGAUGGGUACUGGUUGUUUUGACUUAAUGCAGAAGCUAGAGAUCUGAUGUACAGCAGUAGCAAACUAUAUUUGUUUUCUGCCACAAUUGGUUUUUGUUUUUGUUUUUGUUUUUGUUUUGUGGGGUGCAUUGGAUCAUGAGGGUAAAAGCUGGCAUGGGUUGUAAUGGCUAAUGGUGGUGGUGUUACCCAUUUAUAUAGCUGGAAUAUACCAACUUUUAUUUGGGAGUGGAAUUUUUGUUUGGCAUAUCUUUUGGUGAUCAUUACAAUUGGAAUUGAACUAACUGGUGUUGUAUAAUGUUGAACUUGAAUGACAACUUGGAAGCUA
Molecule: messenger RNA, 5478 nt
Organism: Camellia sinensis
Lineage: Eukaryota; Viridiplantae; Streptophyta; Magnoliopsida; Ericales; Theaceae
Gene: NRPA1
Product: nuclear RNA polymerase A1
Biological process (GO): DNA-templated transcription
Cellular component (GO): RNA polymerase I complex
Molecular function (GO): DNA binding
Source: RefSeq, a predicted model, not a curated record